CUUUAUGUGUUGAACGGAAGUUGUACUGGAAUGCCACUGGAGAGAGGUCCCACCUGCUGUGGAGUCUUCAGCACUGACAACAGCAAUGGGACCGAAAACUGGGAAACAGAAGUUACUAAAAAUAGAUCCAGAACAAGCUCCUGAAGUCUUGGAAGAAGUAGAUGUGGUCGAAAAGGAAGCAGAUCCUUACGAAUCUCUACGCUACACUCCGCAAAAAAAGGUUCAGAAAUGUAAGCUGCAGAGCCAAACCAGAUAUGUACCAGUCCGGAAAAAGCCUAAGUUGGCAGCGGUGUCUAUUGCACGCCAGGACGAUGACUCUACAGAGGAAGACGGGUGCAAGAAACACAAAAGUUUCUCAGCUCAAGACGCUGUUCGUGCUAGCUCUCUCUUGAUGUCGGCAAAGAAAAAUGAAAAGUAUCAGCUGGAGAUGGACGUUAUUAGCGCUCCGCCUCUGACUAAGUGGGUGUCGCCCAGUGAACUUCCACUUCUUCCUCCGCCCGUUCAGGUGUUGACACGCAGAAAGCCGCUGGCGUCCAGUGUCAGGCAACUGAUGGCCAAGAAAAGUCAGCUACAAGCACGGAACCUGGAUCACUUCGUUGAAGUGAAAGAAAAACAAAUUCGAAUGGAAAACUAUCUAAUGGCUGCUACGGGGAAAAAUAGGUCAAAUCUGCUUGUACGUAGGCAACAACUUCUUCCAAAAAUACCGCCUGCAAACUUAGAGCAGCCUCUCAUACGCUUGGAGAAAGCUCUACCGCCCGUCAAAGAAUCAGCGGUCACCCUUUUUGGAAUGGCCGAGCACAUGAAGCUGGAAAAACGAGGUAUCUGCCCGAGACUGACCAAGAAGCAGCAAGGGUACUCGAUGGUCAGUGAAUGGGUGGGCUGCCCGGAAGUGACCGAUGUGAUCUUCCAAAAGCUAGGCUUUGGUAACGAGGACGACCAGGAAGAAGAGUACAACUUUGGUUCCGUCCCGGAGGGUGAGAGGUCAGAGUACGUUCCUCAAAUUGAAAAGCUAGGCUUGGUGGGGGAUGUGAGCCCAGUUUUUGUAGGAAAAGCGAGGCCCAGUGUACCUAAAAUUAGAAUGACUGUACAGAUUGCUAGUUUGACUAAAUCCCAAGAAACCGGGUACAACAAGCACAGUAACAAACAUUUCACUGCAUCGCACCACUUAGAGAGAGCAUCCAUUUUUUCAUAUGGCUUCGGCGAUUCUGAAUCGAGUGUUGGCUUAAUUAUAGGCGACUCUGUUUUAUCCUGGUCUGUCGCACAGGAAAGCAGGAUAAGGUCCGAGAUCAUUGAAGUGGGAUGUACCGCCGAUCUAGGCAAAAAUGAAAUAUGCUCCAUAAAACUGACAAAUACUGGAACCACGGCCAUUAAUUACAAAUUUGUCAGGAAAGAUCACAAAGACGCAUUUGACUUGAAAAAAUAUCGCCUGACUCGGUUUAUCAUAGAUGGCGAUAAUAGAGUCAUUCUGCCUGGAGAGACAUUCCAGGUUCCUGUGUUGUACAAAGGAGUUGAGCCCGGUUAUUACACCGAGGACUGGUGUUUACUGACCCGGCCGGUGCUGGAAAACGGGGCGGAAAUUAUACUCCGCCUCUGGGGAAUCACACGAGGUUUCGACAGCUUCAUCAACGAGCGAGAGCUCAUAGAAAAAAUACUCCACAAAAGAGAAACAAUUGCGGUAGUUCAAGACAGAAUAGAUAAGAUAUUAAAAAACCUACCUUUAAAAGAGACUAUUGCAGUUGAUGACCGUUUCCAACAUGAUAUGAAAGGACCUGACCUCUUUCGCUUCCACAAUCCCGGCUUGCACUAUCGCAUGCCGGAAGUCUUUCGGCUUGGAAAACUCUUGGAGAUGCUGGACGUCCGGAAGACGAAGCCGAUGACCCCGAAAAAGUUAGCCAACAAAAGCGAGUCGCUGAUGGACAGUCUGAGUAACUUGGAAGCUUCGAUUCAGACAUUCUUUGUGGACCCUGCGAUUUCCUUUACGGAGGAAAAAGAGCAUGAAGACGACAACGAGGACGAUGAAGUGGAAGACGACGACGAAGAAGAUUAUUUUGUUAAUGAGCAAAUGCCGAUUAUGUUCGAGCCAAAAAGCUCAGUGGCGCUCAAUGCAGCGCCUGGCAAAAAAUCCACCAUCGAUAGCUGGCAAACUUACAUGCUAAGGAAGAUCAAUGCAGAAAUGAAAGCGAAGUCAGUAAUGUUCACAACUUCCAGUGAAUACUUUGGCAAGUCUGCAAUUCUGCAUUCAUCUCUCAUGAAUAUAGUAAAUUGCGACAUUUCUGUGGAUGAAUUAGAGAACAGAAUUCUGGACGAGGUAGAUCUUUUAGAAGAGCAGGAAGCAUACUUCAAUGUGAUGUCACAGCAGACGUCCAGACUUUGUUUUAGUACUGACACGGCUGUUUCUGAUGUGAGCUCAGGGGUCGCCUUAACAUUAUUAAUGAAUACUAUAGAUCGUUUCUGUGAUUUCGCUACAAAAGUCAAGCUCCAGUGCUGUGAAAAUUUAUUCCACAAUACAAUCAGAAAAGCCAACACAGACAGCCAGAUCUCAGUCCUGGAUCACAUGGAGGACAGCACGUUAGAAGUGCUACUUGAAGGAGAUGGGGAGAAACUGGAUGCUGCCUCCUCGUCCUCAAUAGCCAAAGGGGAAGAUGUAUACGAUGUUCAAGGCGACAACAAUGACAACAAUGUCACUUGCGAUGACUUCAUCCCAAGAAAUGACAUGGAACCCAAAAGUUAUAAAGCCCAUUAUUACGACAAGAUCUACACCAAGAUGUAUCUUCUGCUGUGUGACUACUUCGACUCACUGGACCUGCUCCUGUCUCACUUGUGUCAGAAGAAAGACAAGAGAGGUGACACAAGUACACUGCUGCCUGGAAUUCAAAGGGUAAGCAUAAAGGCCAAUAAGAACGAGACCCAAGCCCUGCUAAGCGCCCCGUUACCCCCAAGCUGGGUAAGACUGGCCCAAAAAAUGGACUUGGUCUCAAAUCAGAUAAACAACACUUUACGAUUGUCCAAAACAUCCCAGCAAUGAGCAAUGAGCAACAUAUGAGCAAUCAAAAAAGAAAGGAAUCAACGAAAGCUUUGCUACGUUUUGAAUCCUGUUUUUAUACCUUUUAGUUUUUACAAUGUUUAUUUUACAUCUUUUACAAUUCAUGUUUUUAAAUGUCCAAAUGUACUCUGUGUGUAAAACAAAUAAAUGAAAUAUUAUCAAAUACAA
Messenger RNA from Biomphalaria glabrata, 3211 nucleotides. RefSeq lists its product as uncharacterized. The transcript has 9 exons. The record is from RefSeq and is a predicted model, not a curated record. The coding region runs from base 86 to 3025 and encodes 979 amino acids. NCBI's taxonomy places the organism in Eukaryota, Metazoa, Mollusca, Gastropoda, Planorbidae.